Messenger RNA from Echinococcus granulosus, 1749 nucleotides. Its product is annotated as putative palmitoyltransferase ZDHHC5. Gene Ontology annotation, molecular function: protein-cysteine S-palmitoyltransferase activity. The coding region runs from base 1 to 1749 and encodes 582 amino acids. The transcript has 7 exons. Gene Ontology annotation, cellular component: Golgi apparatus; endoplasmic reticulum. NCBI's taxonomy places the organism in Eukaryota, Metazoa, Platyhelminthes, Cestoda, Cyclophyllidea, Taeniidae. The record is from RefSeq and is a predicted model, not a curated record. Gene Ontology annotation, biological process: protein targeting to membrane; peptidyl-L-cysteine S-palmitoylation.
AUGAAAUUUGUAGAUUUGCUGCCAGCAUUCGCCUCCUGGGGCUUACUAUUUGUUCUGAAUACGAUUUAUUUCACUUUCAUAUGCCUCGAAUUUUCCCAGAAUACAUCAUGGGCAAUUUUCGUUAUUCAUAUGAUUUUUGCAUUGUUUGUUGUCAGCGUUUUCGCUAGGACUACCUUCAUGGAUCCAGGCUACUUUCCCGUUGGUCGGUUUUCGUUUUUAAUCUUUUACCCCAAUUCAGCUUUAGACACAGAAGCUCACUACUAUGAUGAAAUAGAUGCCCCAUCAUCUCAUGAAUACGAGGUGCGAGAGUGCGCGGUGAUCACGAAAUGGUGCAGUACUUGCCGGUUCUAUCGUCUCCCAAGAUCGACACACUGCUCCACUUGCAACAAAUGUGUCGAGAACUUCGACCACCAUUGCCCAUGGGUCAAUAAUUGCAUAGGCAGGCGAAACUAUCGAUACUUUUUCACAUUCCUCAUUACUGUCUCAUUGCAUAUGAUGGCUGUUUUUCUGGUCUCUUUGAUUUAUCUUAUGCAUUCCUCGCGGCCAAUGAAGCACUACACAAACAUUAUAGCGUAUCCUUUUGAAAAAAUACCAAACCGUCAUAUUGACACCGGCUCAGUGAAAGAGAUGAUUAAACUAAAGGAGAUGAAGCGAAAAAUGUACAGGCGUUGGGAAAUCAAUAAGAGAAAUGAUGUGGCCUUGGAAGCUAGGGAUCAGAUCCACUUGACCUCCGUGAAUGGUAGUCGAUUUUUGCGGAAUGUGCCGACCGGUGCCAGUGGGCGGCCCCUGCUUGGACCCACUGGUGAUGACCAGGCUGAGACUAUUCCGGGAAAUAAAUUUUUGUCUCAAACUAUGGAUAACAGACCGGUCACUGUGGAGCCUCUCCUUUACCCGAUCACUAAGGGAACCAAGUCGAACAACAGUCCUUCCUUGCGUGCGCAAGGUGGUGACUCUCGAGCACUGAGCCCGUCAAAAUGGAGCAACAAGGAUGCAGCGUCUCUGGGCACGUUAAACCGUCUCGCUACCCCCGGGAGGAUCGUUGGUGAUGACUUGAGCGUUGGCACACUGACUGCUAGUCCCGCUGCCUCUGCUAUAAGGGGUGUUGCGAUGGCUCACUCUGUCAGAGAAACGGCGCAGGCGCAUGGUGGUGGCAUCGAGGCGACAGGAACCGAGGUCAGUAGUAUGCUCAGUGGUGCCAGCGCCGGCACCAUCACCUCACCCUUUGCAGCCCAUGAAACUCAAAUAGCACCAGCAGAGUUUAGUUCAUAUCGCUUUCGCUUCCCUUCAUUGAGGUCUCAUUGCAACCUCUACGAGAACGGCGGUGCGGAUGUCUCCAAUUCCGUUGCAAAAGCCAUAAGUUGCGGCAGAAGCGAAGGCAGGAACGUGGACUCGGCAUGCUACCAGAAUGGUAUUGGUGGGGGCAGCGGUCGUGGUGGCGCCUACAUGUCCUUAUCGCGCACUGGAGGGAUCGAAAAUGCAGUUUUUCCAUCGACUGCCCUUGUGCAGCCACCUUUCAGCUCGCGACACUUCGUGCCCGGCGUCCCCCUCCGGCCUAAUUGCGCCUGCUCACACGACAAUGAAGCCACUUCCCCACUGGACGCCGUCUGUGACGAGGAUCGGCGCUUCUCGGCUUUCUUCGCGCCUCGAGCUGUCGCACCCUGCGCUUCCAUCGAGUCUCUUGGCUCUUACUCUACCCCCUCAGCCUCCUCUCUUGGCCUCAACGGACGCGACAAAUCCAACCCCUACUGA